CCGUGUUCUUCUUUGAUAAUUCAUUUAAACAAGCUUUGAAAAAUGGGCUGUGCAUAUUAUUCAAAACCCCGAUACAUCUUUUAUUUGGAGGAUCUUUUUUUUUUUUAAUAAUAGAACCUCCUUUAUCUGAUUUCCCUCCCAUAAUACGACUCUCUCUCUCUUUUAUUUUUUGUAUAUAAUUAAGAACUAUAACCAUAGAUGAAGUUUUCUCAUCAAAUUCAGUUCAAUGCGGUACCGGAUUGGGCGGAUUAUUAUCUCCCAUAUUCCAACUUGAAAAAGUUAAUUUACCUGAUUGAAAAAGAAAGAGUCUCCCAGAAAGGACAUGGUCUUUCUAUUGAUCUUGAAGAUGGCGGAGAGGUUCCUAGUGAACAAACGGCUCUCAUUAGUGACAAUCCUGUUGAAGCAGAGAAUCACCAAUUUGUCAAUGCGUUGAAUAAGUCGCUUGAUAAAAUCGUGAAAUUUUAUGCUAAAAAAGAAACUGAACUCUAUGAUGAGAUGGAUGAAUUGGUAGGUGAUUUUGAAUACCUCAAUCGACAUGACACAGCUAUUUCUGCUCAAUUACGCCGUCUUAGUUUUGUUGGAGGUGAUGACGACGCUCAAGAGGCUCAUGUUCGAAGUAACACCAACCAAUUACCAAGACGUGAGUCAAACGUGGAAGGCGAUUCGUUCUUGCCUCCCAACAUCAUUUCUAAAAAUGUCACGGAUACAGAUCCUAUUGAUCAUCGUACCUCCGCCGCAACUCAUAUUCCACCACCCAAUUCUGCCAGAGGUCCCAUGUGGCCCAGAGAGGCCAUGUAUGACGUCGUAGAAUUAAGAAAAAGAACAAUUGACCUUUUUGUGCUGUUAUCUGAAUUGAAAUCAUUUGUCGCAUUGAACCUGACCGCCUUUGCCAAAAUAUUGAAGAAAUAUGAUAAGAUCACCAACAACAAUCUAAAGCGUUACUACACUUCUACCUAUGUCUCCAAGGCCUAUCCUUUCAAGACCGUUACAAAAGCAAGAUUGAAUGAAAGGAUUCAACAAACCGAAAGAGCCUAUGCUAUCUUGGCUACUGGUAAUGAUCUAGAUUUAGCUAUCGAGGAAUUGAAAACACAUUUAAGAGAACAUAUCGUUUGGGAGAGAAAUACCGUUUGGAGAGACAUGAUAGGUCAAGAAAGAAGGACCCAGACUGUUGGCCUAAGUGAUGUUAAACCUUCUUCUGUACACACUCCUUUUGGUACGUUAAGAAUCACUCGUGAUCAGGUAAUGAACUACCUUUAUAUGGCGGCUUGUAUCGCCGUCUUUGUCAUCUUGAUGAAGUCCGAAAUGUUUAACACGGUGGAACAAAACCGUUGUUUGGCUAUUCUUGUAUUUGCUAGUAUGUUAUGGGCUGGUGAGGUUAUGCCUUUGUUUGUAACGGCUCUCCUUGUUCCAUUUAUGAUCAUCACUUUGCGUGUGAUGCGCUCUGAUGAUGACCAACAUACACGUCUGACUGCCCCUGAUGCUACCAAAAAAGUGUUUAGUGCCAUGUUUUCUCCUGUCAUUAUGUUGCUUUUAGGUGGUUUCUCGAUUGCUGGUGCCCUUAGCAAAUUCGGUAUUGCCAAAUCCAUGGCAACUUUUGUGUUGUCAAAAGCAGGUACUCGUCCCAAUCGUGUCUUAUUGGUCAAUAUGAUGGUAGCUACAUUUGCUAGUAUGUGGAUUAGUAAUGUUGCUGCUCCUGUUCUUUGCUUUUCGCUUAUACAGCCUAUUCUUCGUACUUUACCAGUUGACUCGAAAUUUGGCCCGUGCUUAAUUAUCGGUAUCGCAUUGGCUUCCAAUUUAGGGGGUAUGGCUUCGCCCAUUUCAUCACCUCAAAACAUCAUUGCUAUUCAAAACAUGAGUCCUGCUCCUUCUUGGGGUGAAUGGUUCAUCAUUUCUAUUCCUCUUUGUAUCAUCGGCAAUUUUAUUAUUUGGCUUUGGCUUCUUUGGAAUUACAACCCUGAAAAGCAAACACCUCAAAUUCAUACUAUUCGUGCUAAUUCGGAUCCUAUCAACGGUACCCAAAUUUAUGUUAUCUUGGUUACGUUACUUACAAUUGCUCUUUGGUGUUUGGCUCAUUCUUAUGAAGCUAUUUUUGGUGACAUGGGUGUGAUUGCCAUCAUACCUUUGCUCGCAUUCUUCGGUACAGGUCUUUUAACCAAGGAUGACUUUAACAACUUUUUAUGGAACGUCAUUGUAUUAGCCAUGGGUGGUAUUGCUCUUGGUAAAGCAGUUGAAAGCUCUGGUCUCUUAAAGACCAUUGCAUCUCAAAUCGAGGUCAUGGUGGAAGGCUUAUCCGCUUUUGAAGUCUUGUUUGUUUUCAGUUGUUUAGUACUUGUGAUUGCUACUUUUAUCAGUCAUACCGUGGCUGCACUUAUCGUCUUGCCUAUUGUUGCCGAAGUGGGAGCACAAUUAGCAGACCCUCAACCAAGAAUGCUUGUUAUGGGUACUGCCUUUGUUUGUUCUGCUGCCAUGGGUCUCCCUGUGUCAGGUUUCCCCAACAUGAAUGCAAUCUCACAAGAGGACGAGCUUGGCAAAUCUUACUUGACUACCAAGGAUUUCCUUCUUAAUGGUGUUCCUUCAAGUGUUUUUGCUACAUUGUGUAUUACAACAAUUGGUUAUGGCUUAAUGGUUUUGAUUGGAUUUUAAUGAUCUUGUAUAUUCUUUGUUAUUAUUUUGGGGGGAAGUCGUUCUCCUUUAACAUUCAUUAAAUAGAAUAUUUUGUUGAAUGUAAUAUAAUAGAUCAUGCUUAUUUUAAUUGUCACAAUG
This is a messenger RNA of Mucor mucedo, 2763 nucleotides long. RefSeq names its product SPX domain-containing protein. The transcript has 5 exons. The record is from RefSeq and is a predicted model, not a curated record. NCBI's taxonomy places the organism in Eukaryota, Fungi, Mucoromycota, Mucoromycetes, Mucorales, Mucoraceae. Gene Ontology annotation, molecular function: phosphate transmembrane transporter activity. Gene Ontology annotation, biological process: polyphosphate metabolic process; phosphate ion transport; monoatomic anion transmembrane transport. Gene Ontology annotation, cellular component: membrane. The coding region runs from base 199 to 2643 and encodes 814 amino acids.